AUGGAGAAUGACGCUUCUCUGAGGCCCCUGCCUGCCAGCAAGGAUCCGGAGGCUCCCGCCGCAUCGGCAGUACCGGCAGUGCUUCCGCAGCCGACUCCCCCCGCAGCCGCGGCCAAAGCGGAAGAGACGGAAGAAGGUCACGAGAACUGGGCUGAGACUGUGGACGGGAUCGUUCGAACUACCAAGGAGGCUUGGAUCAACGGCAGCGGCAAAAUCGACAAGACCAUGAAAUGUGAGACUGCUGCGCGCGGCGAUGAGUGUUGGACAGCUGUGAGCUGGGCAAUGAGCGAUGGGAUCUACGAGCAUCCGGAGUGGUGGGCGGAGCUUCAGGCCGGAGCCUCCAGCUUUGAGGAGUUCCAAGCCCAUCAGCACCUGAUGAAUGCAACGCUGUGCCCGCAGCCAUGCAUGUUGAGGUACGAUGCGUACUCGGUGCCCACGUACCGGUCCUCCCAUCAGUAUGCCAUGAAGGGCGUGUCCUACGGCGCGUCACCUCUGAAGACCACAACCACUCGGCUCAACGAUGACGAUUUCAUGACAGACAUCACUGGAGCCAUGUGGGAUAGCUGGGGACGCGGAGACUUGGAUCUCCUGGAGUCCAUGGGGGUGAACACGCUCCGGAUGUACGGCAACGACUUGAACUACAGCCACCGCUCCUUCCUGGAUGGAGCUUGGAAGAGAGACAUCGACGUCGUUGUGGGGCUGAGUGAUUGGGGCUUCAUCCAGGGUCCGGAUCCCUGCGACAAGAACGGCUGGCAUUGCUUCGACCAGGUCUAUGAGGCUUACACAAGCAACUUGAAGAAGGGAUUCACCAUCAGGAAUUACACCAUGUACCACCCGGCCCUGAAAGCCCUGAUCAUCAGCAAUGAGCCCGACCUCAAGGUCCACCCGCGGACAAAUGUCUGCCGCGCCAUGGUCACCAGCUUGGACGCCAUCCUUCAAGCUGAGAAGGACCUCAAUGUGACCGAGAACCCCAUCGCCCUCACAGUGACCUUUUCCUUUGCGGCGUUUGGAAAGGAAGCUCCAGGGCUUGGCCAGAUGCAGGAGCUUUACGAGUGCAUGAAGCAUCCUGAGAAGUCGCCUACCAACUACGUGCCGAAGAACGAUGUGCUGAGCGCCUACAAGAAGCGCUGGGUCAACAGCUUCAACACGGCAGCGCCUGGGCACGUGGUGGAGGAGCUGUUCCUUGACGAGUAUGCAAAGAGCAUCUUCUGGUCGUCGGAGAUCCGGCUUCCAGUAUUCAUUGGGGAGUACCACAGCGUCCACGUUGGUGCCAAGGAUGAUCUGCCGAUUUUGGUGAGCGAUGCGGUUUCCGAGAAGUAUCCUUUCUACCUGGGCUACAACUUCUUCGAGUUCUCCGUCCGGUAUGACAAAGGCGGGAGUGAGAAGAAGUUCGGCAUGUUCGGCUAUGGAGACUGCCCUUUGAUAGAGAUGAACUACAGCGGACAGUUGUAUACCAUUUGGAAUCUAGUUCCUGCGAGGGACAAGCUCGGCUAUCCACUGGCCAAGGCACUCAAGAAUGCCUUCGGCAAGGUGCGCGCAUGA
Molecule: messenger RNA, 1542 nt
Organism: Symbiodinium natans
Lineage: Eukaryota; Dinophyceae; Suessiales; Symbiodiniaceae
Source: the annotation of a GenBank genome assembly